CGAUCCAGAUCAUUUUAUUUAUUUAUUUAUUUUUUAAAAAGAUACCACAUAUAUUUUUGUUCGAGUGAUAUAAUAAUUUUCCAGUUCGUAGUAGGUCAAUAACAGCUCAUUUUCAGUUCUCAGUUUAUCCAAAACACAGAGGGGCUUUUUGGUCAGAUUCCGAAAAGACGAUGGCAAUCUUGUCGACACGUUUUAGCACAUGCAUUGUUAGUAUUCUGGUAAUAUUCGUAUUACUCAGUGGCAUUUAGCAGUCUGUUCAUCUGUUCACCCCUUAACUGUGUCAAGGGCGCUUUUUGUUCACUGGGCUUUCCCUGUACACGUCUUAUAAGUGAGAAAAUCCAAAGCAUGGUCCUCACUCUUUUUCUUUCUCUCUCUAAAAGAUUUCCUCAAAUGACUAUAAGGCCCCUCUCUGCAACUUUAGAGCUCGAGGUCUCCAGUUUCGCUGUACUCCAUGGCCAGGCCCUCUCUCACUCUCUCUCUUUCUUUCAGGUAAGGGCCUUUACGUGAACUCUUUUGCCUGAAACCGUAAUUUUUCUAUGGCUUGGGGUUUUUGUUGCAUAAUUACGUGUGUUAUUUCAAGCAAAAUGACCUUCGAAAGCCCAGUUGUGUAGGCAGGGAAUUUGUGGUGAGAUGGUGAUCGUGGUUAAGAAAAUGGAGUUAGAAACCCUAAUUUCUUAAGGUUGAGGAUUCUGCUGAGGAGUUUGGGCCCCAUAUUGCUAGGUUUGGUAAAAGCUACGCUCUUCUCUGGAGAGCUCUCUGGUUCUAUAGCCACUGUAUUUUAUUGCUCUGUUUCUUUGGCUUAAACACCAGUAUCCUUGAGCUUCGGGUUUCAAUUGGGAAAUUUGAAGGAUACGUCUGUUUUGUGAAGCAUGUACUAAGCCCUAAUUUUUUAAGCUUGUGUGUUUCCUCUACUUCGGGUUAGGAUACCUCCGUCGCAGUUUUAAACAGGUUUUUGUUGCUGAGUUUUUGCCGUAGAAUUUUGCACCUCUCUCUCUCUCUCUCUGCUGUUCUUUUCCUCUCUCUUUCUGCUGUUAUUUUCUUAAAUGAAAGAACGCUUGAAACCCUGAUUCUCAGCAGCUAUGCAUUUUCCCCCAUUCCCACCAAUGAUAGGCUUUGUGAUGGUUAUGGACCUUAAAUUCACCACAGGAAAGGUUUUUCACCAGGAAUUUGAUCUCUAGAUUUAUUUUGCCUCUUCACUUCCAAACCCUAAAGUCAUCAUAGCUUGGAAAGUUUCCUUCUCUCUCUGGCCCGCAAUUCCCAAUUCUACUUUACCAACGCAUUUUAAAGACUCGGCAUUUCUCUCUCUCUCUGUGCGUGUGUGUAAUGUUUUACCGUCUGGUCACGCAAGUAAACAUUUGAACCUAGCCUUCGUUGGGGUUAAACAUUCCAAAACAAAAAAAGUCUUCGUUGGGGCUAAUUUCCACCAUGUCUGAUCACUAUGAGCUCGUCCAAAACUUAAUUUCCCCAUCUACAAGCUCUAUUGAGGAAGAAGCAGACAAUGACAUCGAGGAGUCUGAUGCAGCCUCCAUGUCUGCAUCUGACUACUAUAUUGACCCUGAACCGUAUCUUUCAAACCAGUUUUACACCUUUAAUAGAGAUUCUCACCACCUCAUGGUCCAUUCCAUACAGCAGUACCAAUACCCGACCCCUGAAGAGAUCAAAUCUGUUACCCCGCCUUCUGUUCUUGCUUCAUGGCGCACUGUUUGGAAGGAUCGAAAUGAAGACACUGCAUACACAACAGGCUGGAAACGAAUCCAAGACAAACUCAAAGCUAAUAUAGACCAGUUUGGCAAUGAGCUUUUGUAUUUCAAGAACAACCCAAAUCAGUAUGUGCCCCAUAUAAACCAAUGGCAGGAUAUUGCAAUGGGUUAUCACUCAGUCUCUGAAUUGAAACACUUGGGUUUGAAAGAAACCAUCGAUAAGAUUAAGCAGGUUUGGACAGUGGGUGCUAAGUUUUAUGGUAUCCCUGAGGCCUUUAUAAGGGCUUGUUUAUCAAAUUGUAGGAUUUGUUGCUCUGAUGGGCCUUCUUCUCAGGCUCGAUCAAAGAGGCGGAGGUUUGAGUACACAGACACUUUUGAGAUCCCUGCUAAAGAGGUUCCCCAAAAGCUCCAACAAUUGGCUUUGAAGCACAAAGUGGUUCUAUGCAUCAGGCAAAAGUAUAUUCGAUACAAGCCAUUUAUGGCAGAGGUUAAGGAUUAUUGUUGCCAUAGGGCAGGAGAGCCCAACAUGAAGAAGCCUGGGCUCUUGAAGAGGAAGAGAUAUAGUUCUAAAAGGUGUGGUUGUGGGUUUCGAAUAAGGGCAAUUGUACCUAUAAAGGACUAUAAUCAGAAAGAUAGGACAUUUUCUUAUGAAGAUGAUGGUAAGGCUGUUUUCAAGCUUUAUGCUGUCCAUUCGGGGCAUGAACCUGGACCCCAUGAAGGUAGUGCUAGGAUAAUUCAUCGGUUUGUGGCCCCUGCCAAUAUUGCAAUAGAGCAGGGGAUUGUUUGUAUUGGUGAAGAAGGGGAAGAAGGGGAAACCUUUACUGUGAUUGAAAAUGAUGAGGGCUCUGACAUUCGUUUGACUGUGAUGAGGCAGAUUGAAGAGUUCAAGCAAGAGCUUGGGUGCAUUGAAGCAAAGAUACCGGAAUUCUCUGAGGAAAUGCUGGGAACAUUGUCGCAUGAGCUUUGUGCGGUAAGUCAGAGACUACGAAGUUUUGGGGAGGUUAAUGAUCGCGAAGAAUUGCUUUUGGGGAAGCAACACUCAGAGGAAGGUUUUGUCAAUGAGCCAAACAGUCUCAAUGAGUGGGCUGAAAAUCCUGAAUGUAAAAAUAAUAGUAGGGCUGGAUCUUUUAUUGAUGGGGAAAAUUGUUUCCCAAAUAGUUGCUUAUCUCCGAGGAAAAGGGAUCAGGGGAAGUUAAAUGAGGGAGCACUUUCUGAUGUUGGUUGUUCUGGAAACAGUAAGAUGGGAAAAUGGGAUUUGCCUGUUAAGGAGCCUUGCGCGGGGUUUGAUGAUAAAGCUUUGCUUCCUUGUGGUGGUGCCAAAAUUUGUAAAGAAGCCAACUUGGAUAUGAGGCAUGAUAUGCCUAUUGUUGUGGAUGAACAUCUCGUUGGGAUGCCUGUUGAUGGGUACUACCAUGAUAGCAUCAAGUGGUAUUUGGAUUCAAGCCCAGAUUGCGGGGAUAACAUGACCAUAGGUGUGCAAGAAGGUUUUAAGCAUGCCAUAUUGUAAUAAUGAUUUUUUCCUCCUCUAACAUGUAAAAACUACCGCCUUUUGUACUCAUGUUCUCAUCCUUUCAUUGGUUGUUUAAUUUAUGUGGUCUGGUUAUGUGGGCCUUUCAGUUGACUGGUAUGAGCUGUGACAUUCGGUGACUUGGAGGUCUUUGUACUUAAUCAUUGCAAUUCAUGCUAAUCCAUUAGACCUGGAGUUUUCUUGGCUGUUAUUUGCAUUUUAGAUGGCAUAGUACCUUAUGUCGCAGGUUCAAUGACGUUGUCUUCUACUCUUCUUUGCACUAUAGAAGGAUUGUCUCCUUACAAAUUGCUGUCUCCCUUUUUGUCCUAUCCAUUUAAUUUGUCAUAUGAGGUUACAAUAUUUGUAUAGACAAAUCUCACAUAAAAAGUAAUUCAUUUUUGUAUUGUAUAGAGAAUUGAUUUAUAAGAUACUUUGCUUGUGAGAUUUGUAUCAUAAAUUUUUUUCUUUUAUGGACUGUUGUGUUUUUAGGAAUCUCUAUCUUUACCUAUAUUUUUGGUAUCCCAUGCCAAAAAUGCAAAUAUCUCAGCACUUAUUGCAGGCUAGUGUUUUUUCUUCUUCUUUCUGUGUGGGAAUAGCAAUACUAUGGGGGCAUGGCCUUUCCUAUUAAUUUGAAUUUUGAUUUAAUGUUUACGCUUGUUGAAUAUCACAGUAAUGAUUAAUAGACUUUU
Amborella trichopoda is the source of this 3896-nucleotide messenger RNA. RefSeq lists its product as uncharacterized. The record is from RefSeq and is a predicted model, not a curated record. Lineage: Eukaryota; Viridiplantae; Streptophyta; Magnoliopsida; Amborellales; Amborellaceae.